CAAUAUUUCAAAUAUCAUGGGCGUGAAACCACAGACAAUUGCGCUUGCUACUGCAGGUGUGGCAGCUACAGCAGGUCUUGGCUACUUGAUUUACUUUGAUUACAAGAGACGUAACGACCCCAGUCUUAAGAAGAAACUGAGACGUGAGCGUAAAAAGGCUGCCAAGGAAACCAAGAGCGCCGAAGAGGAAGCCAAGGCAAAGGCUAUCAAGCUUAUCGAAGACGUUAUGGCUGCCGUAGACAAAGAAGUGUUCCCAGAGUCACCCGAAGAAAAGGAAAAAUACUUUAUGGCUCAGGUCGCAGCAGGUGAAUCGCUCUGUAACCAAGGCGAGGCAUUCUACAACGACAGUGUCCUGCCUUUUUACACUGCCCUCAAGGUCUACCCCGCUCCCCUCGAAUUAAUCAUGAUCUACCAAAAGACCAUCCCAGAACCUGUCUUCCAAAUCGUCGUCAGCAUAAUGGCUCUUGAACAACAAAAGCGCCAGAACGGCUUCUACGAGCAGUUCCCUCCCAAGGAGACUCAUGUAAAGAUUGGUGAAUUGCCUGCCGGUACCUCCCCCGAAGGAAAGCCCAUCAUUCGUCGUGGAUUGGUUGCUGCUGAGGAUAUUGAGGAAGGACAGACAUUGUACACCGAAUCCCCAAUGAUCUCUGCCCUUCACCCAAGCCUCGAGCGUACCUAUUGCAACCACUGCUUGAAAAAGAUUGAUCCCGAACACCGUGUAGAGUGCACCAACUGUGACAGAGUUGCAUUCUGCAGUGAAGAGUGUAAGACAGCUGCUACCGAGGGCUACCAUCAAUUCUUGUGCACCAACUCCAAGGUCCAAAAUACAACCUCUGAUGCCACCGCCGAACAGAAAGAUGAAGAACAAUUAGAAACAGAGAUUGCCGCUCUUGAAGAGGCUGCUGCCGAAGCAACAGCCGCCACAGCUGCCAUUCCUGUGCUCUCCGAAAAGGAGAACGUGUUCCUCAAGUACGCACAGGAGAACAACGUUAAAUACCCUCAGAUGAUUGCUCAAUUCUUGUCCACCAUGAUUGCCGAAGAAAAGGAAAAGACAAAGGCUGGAAAGGCUGCCGAGUCAAUGUACUCUGCCUGGGAUCACAUUGACAAGUACCGCUACUUGGAUCUCUCUCCUUCAGAGGCCACCGUUACUGAGAUGAAGAUGAUCAAGGAAUUGUUGGGCUCCAAGGUCCCAGGAAUUGAUGAGUUUUUGUCAGAGGAAAUCUAUCUGAUGCUCAAGGGAAAGCUUGGUUACAAUGCUUAUCCCAUUCUUGCCACCGAGGGUGAUGAGGUUGAUGCAGAGGCUGCUUCCAAGGAACGUAUUCGUGAACUUUCGGAAGAGCGUCCUUCUGUUGGUGCUGCUCUUUACAAGAUCUCUACCUACCUUGGACAGGGAGCAGACGAAACAACCAACACAAAAUUGGUAUUUGGUGACAACCAUGACAUUACCGUAGUCGCCACACGUGCUGUCAAGCAGGGCGAAGAGCUCUUUGCUCCUUAUGUUUUGCAGAAACCCCAAUAAUUUCUUUGCUUAUUUUUUUCCAUUUUAGACGUUAAAAAUCGCUUAUUUUAUUAUUAUUAUUAUAUAUAUAUUUUUUUAUUCUAUUAAAAAUUGUACAGCCAUUUUAA
This is a messenger RNA of Phycomyces blakesleeanus NRRL 1555(-), 1626 nucleotides long. RefSeq lists its product as hypothetical. Bases 17 to 1519 code for a protein of 500 amino acids. The transcript has 5 exons. Gene Ontology annotation, cellular component: mitochondrial outer membrane; mitochondrial outer membrane translocase complex. Gene Ontology annotation, biological process: tRNA import into mitochondrion; protein targeting; protein import into mitochondrial matrix. Lineage: Eukaryota; Fungi; Mucoromycota; Mucoromycetes; Mucorales; Phycomycetaceae. Gene Ontology annotation, molecular function: transmembrane protein transporter activity. The record is from RefSeq and is a predicted model, not a curated record.